CAUCCAUCCCACUCACCCACUUCUCCCACUUACAUACAAAAUAAAGUACCUUCGAUUAAUUCUUAAGAAUCAUACCAUCUUGAUUUAACUAUUUAAUUGCAAUUAUCUUUCAUAUUUGAACUUGCAAGAACCACAUUCCAAACAUUCUUUCUUCAAGUGUUUCUAUUUAUUUUUGCGGCGCGUCCACCCACUAGUCUUUCAAAGCGAGAUAAACUUGCGCAUUUCAAUACUACAUACAAUACAACAAUCCCAUAUCGCAACAAAACAAAAUAAUUACACAAAUACUUGGGAUCAAGAAAUGCCUCCUCGUAAAGCAAAAGCUCCAGCUUCAGCUGCGGAAAAAGCUCCCGCCAAUGUCGGCGUUAAACGUACGGGCACAUCUCGCAUAUCAGCAACUGCUACUGCACCAAACCCUUCCAAAGUAGCCGGGAAGCCGGCUACGAAAGUUGCUUCGACAAAAGUAGCCCCGACCAAAGCUGCCCCUGCCAAGGCUACAAAGGCUGCUACUACUAAAGCUGCUUCUAAGAAGGUAGCUCCUAAAAAAUCAAAAGUCGCGUCCAAGAAGACUCGAGAAGAGGAUGCAGAGAGCGGAGAAGAAGAAGAGGAAGAAGAACAAACUCCAGGCAAGCCUAUUCUUAACCCCAUCGAUUCCAUAUAAGAAAUGACUCUAACACUAUUUACAGCACCAAAACCAGUCGCCAACCGUAAAAGAGGCCGGACUCAAGAAUCGGAGGUAUUGCCUGUUGCUAAGAAGCUCAAGAUUGGUGUUACCAUUAACACUCCACCCGUCCAACGCCUCGAUGUUUAUGUUUUUGGAAGUGGAGAAAAUAAUGAGUUGGGUCUGGGUGCAGCAAAAAUUGAUGGUAAACCACCUGUUGGUGUGAAACGUCCUCGCUAUAAUCCUCUUUUAAAAGGUGUCACUCAGAUCGCGGUUGGUGGAAUGCAUUGUGUGGCAUUAACGGAUGAUCAAAGAAUUUUGACAUGGGGUGUCAGUGAUGGAGGGUCCUUGGGCCGAGACACUAGCGCAUACGAAGCACCAGCCAAGGAUAUGGACGCUGAUUCCGAUUCGGAAGAUGAAGACGACAUUGUACUAAACCCAAUCGAAAGUACUCCAACAGCUAUUUCCACCGACUUCUUAGAUGGCAGGAAGGUCGUUCAAGUGCUUGCUAGUGAUUCAGUAAGCUUUGUUCUUACAGAAGAUGGGUAUGUUUAUGGAUGGGGAUCAUUCACAGUAAGUACUUCCUUGCAACUUUGAUUGCUCAUGUCGACUAAUAACAAUAGGGAAAUGAUGGCACUAUUGGUUUCACUAGUGAGGGUGCAACUAAGGCUUCUACUGAGAGAGAUGGAGACCUAAAGAAGAAGUUGAAAAUUCAAGCGGAACCAAUACUUAUUCCUGGUUUAAAGAAUAUCAAGUCCUUGGCCCGUGGUAGCAAUCAUGUCCUGGCCAUAGACAAUAAGGGUACCGUCUUUACAUGGGGUGCCUGGCAACAAUACCAGCUCGGUAGACGAGUUAGUGAAAGAUCGAGAUUUUCAGCCCUCACGCCAGCCCCUAUAUUGAAGCGUUGUAAGGCAAUCGCUGCUGGUACUUAUCAUUCAUUUGCUAUCAAUCAAAAGGAUCAAGUCUUAGCCUGGGGUCUAAAUAAUUUUGGACAAACAGGUAUCGCUGACAAAGCCGGCGAGAACGAUGCUCUAAUACCAAAUCCUACAGUUGUUAAGAGUUUGAAGGGUUACAAAAUCGCACAGCUGAAGGGUGGUCUCCAUCACUCCAUCGCUUGUACUGAGGACAAAGAAAUUCUUGUUUGGGGCCGUUGCGACUACGGCCAAAUGGGUCUCGAUUUGGCAACUAUUGAUAAAGAGUCUAUUAUCACGAGUGCCAGUACUGGAAAGCCAGCCAUUCUUCUCAAACCUACCGUAGUUCCUAGCAUUAAAGGCAACUUCGUCUCGGCUGCGAUUGACAAUUGCAUUGCUAUUGAUGAUGAUGGCAAGGCUUGGUCUUGGGGAUAUGGCGAAAACUAUCGCACUGGCUUAGGCUCGGAUGAAACAACGUGGACUCCUAAAGUCAUUGAAAACUCUGCCAUUAAGGGAAAGAAGAUGACUUUCGCUGGAUGUGGAGGUCAGUUUAGCAUUAUUGCUGGACCUGAGGUCACUGUGAGCAAUGGCGCCUAGGCCAAAGGGGCAUGGGGUGAGAGGUGUAAGGCGAGGACCAUUUUGAAAAUAACGAUUAUGAUUUACGUUUGUAUAUGAAAGGGAACGAUACCAUACUGCAUUAUUAGCUUUAGAGGAACACUAGUUCCGAAUCAUUUCACGUUACAACCAACCCAGCUCGAACUCGGCCUUCAACAUGUACACGCUAUUUGGAACACAACUGCUUUAUUUAUAAGAGACUGCCUUUUAUGGAUCUCUGCUUUUUACCUAGGACUUUGAUCCGGAUUCAUCAAGGCAUGUUCCCUAAUAAGUAAACUAGGUGUGUUUUGAUAUCGGGUAUAUAAUUGAAGGGUGAUAGUAGGGAGGGUUGGACGUGGUGUGAAAUGAGGAUUUCUGUUAGUCGCCUGUUUAAUAAAGACUGGGAAGGGGUCUUUUUUGUUUUCUCCUUGGGUGGGAAUACAAAUUCCCGUUUUGUUUAGUUGUGAUUUAAUCCUCUCCCUGGUUUCGAUGGAUUUCCUCAGGAUAGGAUAGCAUGGUAGAUGCAUUGAUUUGGUGUUGGAUAGGCGUUCUAUUAGUAGGGAGUUAGUCUAGAUCAGAGAUUACCGAUCGUUGUAUGGGCGGAUUAAAAUAUAUAUAUAAUAGUCGUAGUAGUAAACUCAU
Molecule: messenger RNA, 2805 nt
Organism: Sclerotinia trifoliorum
Lineage: Eukaryota; Fungi; Ascomycota; Leotiomycetes; Helotiales; Sclerotiniaceae
Source: the annotation of a GenBank genome assembly